AUGUCUUCGUCGAAACACUUAUUUCUCAGCGACGAGGAGCUUGGAAAGAAAUAUGACGACCGCAAUCGUCGCGAUUCUAUAUACGGGAUAUCAGCUGCAGGUCUCUGGAGGCGCAUCCCACGACGAAGGCGCAUUGCCUUGGCUAUAGUUGUCACCCUCGUCGUUUUCAUAUUAUGCAGACACAUGCCAACUCGGGCGGGAGACGUUAGUCAAAGAUCGCAGUUAUGGGAUGAUCCAUGGCUGCGCCCAUCCCGUGAUACCAAUAUUGGGCCGGGGCUAGCUGAAAUAGACAACACACCCGAUGAGAAUGGUGUUAAAUAUUAUCGGGGGCCUAUCGAGUUCGAGUCGCUGUUUCAAUCGCUAUACUCAACUCGCAGCUUGAGAGAUGAUGCAGAUCAGGAAACUGUUAUCUUUGCAACCGGGCAGUUGAAGUCACUGGGUGAUAUGCUUCCUGUCGCAUGCAACAUGGCUGCGAGGAAACUGAAUACAGUCCAUCUAGCAAUCAUGGGACGAGAGAAAAUAUCUAUUGCUGAUAUCCAGAGAGCCAAUGGGUUUCGGGAAGAUGAUUGCCCUGUAAUAUGGCAUGAUGCACGACCAAUCCAUGCAUCUUCGUCUAGCCCCUGGCGCCUGGAGUUAAGCGUCAAAGCUGCUGUGGUUCAUAUGUAUAGAAUCCUAGCUCCUCGAGCUUUCAUAACCCGUGAUAUCGAAUUUGAAGAAGCGUUUUUCAUCGACGCAAUUGAGCUUCGAACCUUUCAACUGGGUAUAACGCAUAUUAGCUUACCCAGCUCACUCUCUAAUUUUAAAUGGAUUGCGGAUUUGGAUGCUUUUUCUCUUGAAACUUGGAAUGAUGUACAAACAGAAAUUCUUAUUAAUGUCCAUCCUAACUCUUCGGGGGGCCUUCGGAAGCUGCUUAGGUCUCUCCAAGAGGCAGACUACUUCGGGCCGACACCGGGGCUAACAAUCGAACUGCCAGUUGAUGCUGACCCAACAUUACUCUAUUUUCUCAGUAACUUCCGCUGGCCACCCAAGACACCUCACCGUCAGUUUACUUUGCGUCGAAGAAUCUCGCCCUCUAUCUUAACGUCACAAGAGGCUGCAGUCAGAACAAUCGAUUCGUUUUACCCGAAGAACCCCAACCUUUCCCAUGUUUUGGUAAUUUCUCAGGACACAGAAUUGGCGCCGUCCUUCUUCCAUUUCCUCAAGUAUUCUCUAUUGAAGUAUAAAUACGGCGAUAGCGAAGACUUGCCGGGUCACCUGCUUGGAAUUUCCUUGGAGCUACCCUCCUCUCGUCCAACUGACGGGAAACCGUUCUCUGCACCCAUGAGUGUAUUAAGUUCCAAUCCUUCGAAGGAACAGCCAGCCACGAUUCCAACAUUACUAUGGCAGAUGCCUACCAAUAAUGCUGUUCUGUAUUUCGGAGAUAUGUGGACGGAAUUUCAGUCAUUCCUAUCCCACCGCCUUUCUCCAUCGAUACAAAUGAAAGGGAAAGACGUCAAAAAAGUUAUCACUAAGUCAUACCCUUCAUGGAUGGAUUACAUGCUUGAAUUUAUGCGCACUCGUGAUUACUACCUUGCAUACCCUGCAUUUGCUGCCCAAGACGACCUUGCCAUAGCCACAGUCCACAACGAACUAUACCAACCUCCGGAGGAGUACGACAAUCCAAACCAAAGACAAGUACAGUCGAAAUUUGAAGAAAAGGAUCUCGCCCACUCUUCUUCAACCUUGUCUACAUUAUUAGAUGUAUACCCAGGAAUGUUACCAGAUGUUCGCGAGUUGCCAGUAUUGCCUUACACCGGGGAACUGACAGAUGAUGAAUCCACGAAUGGACGAGAGUCAUUUCUACAAACGUUUCGAAAAGAAAUUGGUGGCUGUGCCAGCAAUGACGAGAAGCCGGAGAGCGUUCCGCUCAAAGCCGAUGAUCUUUUCUGCAUUGGAGAGGAAUCAAUAUCUAAAGGAGAUGUUGAGGUUUCUGUUUAG
Nannizzia gypsea CBS 118893 is the source of this 1977-nucleotide messenger RNA. RefSeq lists its product as hypothetical. The transcript is spliced from 3 exons. Bases 1 to 1977 code for a protein of 658 amino acids. The record is from RefSeq and is a predicted model, not a curated record. Lineage: Eukaryota; Fungi; Ascomycota; Eurotiomycetes; Onygenales; Arthrodermataceae.